AUGUUUCUACAGCCUACAUCACUUACUAAAGGGACGUACACAUACACAAAUAUGCGCUCACAUCGACAGGUAUCUAGCGAAAUAUCUGAAGGAGGACUUCAAAAUGGUGCGCCCACCUGUCUCGGUGGAGAUGUACUCUUUUCCAGAGAUAGAUGGCGUCUCAAGCGAUCAAUAACCGGCCCGACGUUAGGUCCGCCCUCGCCUCGACUGCUGGUUCCAUCGCCUCCACUUCGCUGUUCGACAUCAACACUCUGUUUGUUCUUCAGAAUACUUCUCGGUAGCCCCUUAUCGUCCCUCGCAACACCGGCCCUGCCAUUGGAAGUAUCAUGGUAGUUUACGUAGGCGUAAUCAGCAACCGGUUCAGGUGUUGUGUGUCGAUUUCUCAGUUGAGCUGCAUAGUCGUAGUCUUCCCCAAAUCCUUGCUUGCGGUCCAUCGAGCGAGUGCGAAUGUACGCCGGCCUGUCACCAUCGUUCUUGAAAAUCCGUCGAGCUGUUGGGCGAAAUCUAUUUGGAAUGGGCGCGUUUGCUUCCUGGGCAACCGUAGCCGACGACGGGGCAUGGUAGUCCGUUCCCGGAAUUGCUCCUUUCUCGUGCUCAUAUGGUGUUCUCCUGAAAGGGAAGUUCUCUUCAAAACGGUUUCUGUACGUUUCACCCGAGCGAUAGGGGUCAGUACUGAACGAGUCUUCCGGCUUUCUUAAUGCGAAUGUGGAUAGUGGGCGAUCGCUUGCAGAAGAAUAGUACGACGCCGGGCGGUAAGAAGGAGCUCCGCUUGGUGCGUAGGUAUUCCUCUCAGCAUCUCGCUCGGCUCUAGUCUUGUACACUUCGAAACGUCGUGGCUCGGACGCCCACGACUGAUUCUCGUCGAAUUUCUUCGAGUGACUAGAACUAGCGUUAGACGAGUAGUAAUUGGUUGCAUCACUUGUUCCAUACGGUGCAGUUGUAGCGAUUAGGAGGAGAGUGCGUCCGUUCAUCCCGUCUUCUGUAACUGUCGUCGUGAUAUCUCGGGCGAACAUAAUUGAAAAGCGAAGAACUUGGCACAGCGGCAUGGUGUGAGUAAAACGGAUCCGGUCCCAUGGGAGAGUAACGGCCUUGUGAUGUGGGAGAAAGUGGUGGCUCAUCGUAGAGACCUUCUGUGACCCUGUCGAGAUCUCGUAGUGCCUCGUCGGCUAGUGAUCCGAUUGUGCGAUUACGAAUGCGUCGGUCACGAUUCUUGCGGCGAAUGUAGGCAGCUGCCGACUCCCAGCUCUCUUUGCCACGAGUACUUGA
Messenger RNA from Haemonchus placei, 1266 nucleotides. NCBI's taxonomy places the organism in Eukaryota, Metazoa, Nematoda, Chromadorea, Rhabditida, Trichostrongylidae. The record is from the annotation of a GenBank genome assembly.